Neofelis nebulosa (Clouded leopard) is the source of this 1123-nucleotide messenger RNA. RefSeq names its product sulfotransferase 1A1. Gene Ontology annotation, cellular component: cytoplasm. Gene Ontology annotation, molecular function: sulfotransferase activity. The coding region runs from base 150 to 1037 and encodes 295 amino acids. The transcript has 8 exons. Gene Ontology annotation, biological process: sulfation. Lineage: Eukaryota; Metazoa; Chordata; Mammalia; Carnivora; Felidae. The record is from RefSeq and is a predicted model, not a curated record.
ACCUCCCACUUUGGACUUAGAAACGCUUCAGCUCAGAAAGCAGGUCUGUACUCCCCACAACUGCAGCCAGUAAGCCACAGCACAAAGGAACCACAAGGCCAAGAUCCAGAGAGGGAAGUAGGCUGCACUCUGGCCCCUGACGCAGCGGCAUGGAGCUGGUCCCGGACACCUCACGCCCGCCACUGCAGUACGUGAAGGGGAUCCCUCUCAUCAAGUACUUUGCCGAGGCACUGGGGCCACUGCAGAACUUCCAGGCCCAGCCCGAUGACCUGCUUAUCAGCACCUACCCCAAAUCCGGCACCACCUGGGUGAGCGAGAUCCUGGACAUGAUCUACCAAGGUGGCGAUCUGGAGAAGUGUCGCAGGGCCCCCGUCUUUAUCCGGGUACCCUUCCUUGAGUUCAAGGCUCCAGGGAUUCCCACAGGUAUGGAGGUUCUGAAAGACACACCGGCCCCACGAAUCAUCAAGACGCACUUGCCCCUGGCCCUGCUCCCUCAGACCCUGCUGGAUCAGAAGGUCAAGGUGGUCUAUGUUGCCCGCAACGCAAAGGAUGUGGCUGUCUCCUAUUACCACUUCUACCGCAUGGCCAAGGUGCACCCUGACCCUGACACCUGGGACAGCUUCCUGGAGAAGUUCAUGGCCGGAGAAGUGUCCUACGGGUCCUGGUAUCAGCACGUGCGGGAGUGGUGGGAGCUGAGUCAUACCCACCCUGUUCUCUACCUCUUCUAUGAGGACAUGAAAGAGAACCCUAAAAGGGAAAUUCAGAGGAUCCUGGAGUUUGUGGGGCGCACCCUGCCAGAGGAGACCGUGGAUCUCAUCACCCAGCAAACUUCUUUCAAGGAGAUGAAGAAGAACCCCAUGGCUAACUACACCACCAUACCCCCUGACAUCAUGGAUCACAGCGUUUCGGCCUUCAUGAGGAAAGGCGUUGCGGGGGACUGGAAGACCACCUUCACCGUGGCCCAGAACGAGCGCUUUGACGCCCACUAUGCGGAGAAGAUGGCGGGCUGCAGCCUCCGCUUCCGCACGCACCUGUGAGUGGUGCUCCCCGAGGCACGCCCGCGGCCCCACUGCUGUGACCCGGCCUGACCCUGGGGUCGAGAAUAAAAUUCCGUUUGUGUUAA